AUGUACAUAACCAUGAUGAUGCAUCACCUCUCACUCCUCCUAUCAAUAAUUAUCGCGAUCGCCCCACUGACCGGGGCGAUCCCAGCCCAAAAAGACUUAACACAAGUAUACCAGACAACGGAUGAAUUCCCACUCGCAAACCCGGGAAACGUCCCAGCCCACGACCCAAACAUCAUCCUCCACAACGAGCAUUACUACCUCUUCAAAGGCGGGAUCAGCAUCCCAAUCCUUAAAUCCGCCAACAUAUCCGGACCAUGGGAAAAGCUCGGCACAGUCUUAGCCGGCGACAGCAUAAUCGAUAAAGGCAACCGGUCCCGACCCUGGGCGCCGACAACAAUCGAAAAAAACGGCACAUUUUACUGCUACUACACGCUCAGCGCGAAGGGAUCCCGCAAUAGCGCAAUCGGUGUCGCAACCACAACAGCCCUCGACGGCAGUCCCUGGACAGACCAUGGCGUCGUCAUUAACACAGGCAAAGGUCCUGGAUCAGAUGUAUGGCCGUACACUAUCACGAAUGCCAUUGAUGCGUCUGUGAUCGUCGACCAGGCCGGGCAGACAUAUCUCAACUACGGAAGCUUUUGGCAUGAUUUAUGGCAGGUGCCAUUGGCGGAUGAUUUGCUUUCUGUUAAGGAUGCGGCUGGGCCGGAUGCUGUGCAGUUGGCGUUUAUGCCGCGUGCUAAGAUUAAGCCUGAGGAAGGCGUCUGGAUGAGUUUUCGGGAGGGAUACUAUUACGUUUGGUUUAGUCAUGGGAAGUGUUGUAACUUCCAGAAGGGGUUCCCUGUGGCUGGGAAGGAGUAUAAUAUCCGGGUUGGGAGGUCGAGGAGUGUGCGUGGACCUUUUGAGGAUAAGAAGGGGAGGUCGUUGGUUGAUGGUGGUGGGACGGUGGUUUAUGGAUCGAAUCACGGGAUUGUCUAUGCACCUGGUGGUUUGGGUGUUUUGGAUGGGAAUGACUCUGUGCCGGAUAUUCUCUAUUAUCAUUAUUUGAAUACGUCGAUUGGGUUUGACCACGGACAAGCUCAGCUAGGCUGGAACUAUUUGAAGUAUGAGGAUGGUUGGCCGGUUCCUGUUGGAGGCCAAGAUGCAACUAGUCUGGCCUUCGCUUAUAGACCUCCUGGCUGGGGUUAUCUAGCAAUGAUUUUCGGCUUAUGGCUGUGUAUAUGCAAAUGGUUAUAG
Molecule: messenger RNA, 1173 nt
Organism: Penicillium griseofulvum
Lineage: Eukaryota; Fungi; Ascomycota; Eurotiomycetes; Eurotiales; Aspergillaceae
Exons: 3
Coding region: 1-1173 (390 amino acids)
Biological process (GO): carbohydrate metabolic process
Molecular function (GO): arabinan endo-1,5-alpha-L-arabinosidase activity
Source: RefSeq, a predicted model, not a curated record